AUGGCGGGCCCGCUGAGCGGCGGCGCGAGCCUGGAGGCCUUCUCCCAGGCCAUCGGCGCCAUCCAGGCGCUGCGCUCCAGCGUGAGCAGGGUGUUCGGCUGCCUGGAGGAUGGCGUGCGCAACAGGGAGCCGCUGGAGGGCCGGGAGAAGGCCUUCAUCGCGCGCUUCCAGGACAACCUGCGCUCGGUCAGCCGGGACCUCCACGAGCUGGACCGUCUGAGCAACCUGGUCGGCGAGCCGUCGGAGAGCCACCCGCUCCAUAACAGCGGCCUGCUGAGCCUGGACCCCGUGCGGGACAAAACCGCCCUCUACAGCCAGCGCCUCCAAGCCUACAAGUGGUCCAGCAGGCCCCUGGCAUCCGGCCUCCUGCACCAGCAGUCGCCGAGACGCUCUGCUAACCGGAGGGGAGUGUCUGCGAAACGCCGGCCCGAGGCGCAGCCCACCGCGCUCGUCCUGCCGCCUCGGUAUGUCGAUGACGUGAUCAGCCGCAUUGACAGGAUGUUUCCUGAAAUGUCCAUCCAGUUAUCCAGACCCAGUGGAACGUCAGCGAUGCUUCUGGUGACCUUGGGAAAGGUGCUCAAAGUGAUUGUCGUCAUGCGGAGCCUGUUCAUUGACCGAACGAUCGCGAAGGGCUACAACGAGAACGUCUACACGGAAGACGGCAAGCUGGAUAUAUGGUCCAAGUCCAACUACCACGUGUUCCAGAAGGUGACAGACCACGCCACCACUGCCCUGCUGCACUACCAGCUGCCCCAGAUGCCACAUGUCGUGGUCCGGUCCUUCGUGACCUGGCUGAGAAGCUACAUAAAGCUGUUCCAGGCGCCCUGCCAGCGCUGCGGGAAGAUCCUGCAGGACGGCCUGCCCCCCACCUGGAGGGACUUCCGCACCCUCGAAGCCUUCCACGACACCUGCCGGCAGUGACCGCCCCUUCCCCUCCCGCAGCGGGUCAGGGGUCAGGAGUCAGACCGCCCAUGCCCCCCCCUCCCCCCCCAGGACAGCCUGGCUCUGAGGCAGAGCCUCCAAAGGACAGACUCCAUCCCGGUGGACAGGACACCUUGCGGGCGGCACAGCAACCUUAGACCCGGGAUGAGGGUACCGGCGCGCUGGGUGGUCGCUCUGCCUCCCGGGGAAUCGCCCUGGGGUCACGUUCCCAGUGUUUCCACUGUGCUAGGGUGAGGGACUGAGGCAUAGAAGGGUUACAGAAUGUGCUAGGGGGAGGGACGGAAGCAUGGAAAGGUUACCUAUUGUAUUAGGGUCCGGGAUCCUGACAGAGAAAAACUGCUAGAUUGUCUCAGAAAACAAUGUAUUAUGAUUCAACCCAGCCAGGUGUGACUCCGUUUACCUCCCCAUUCAUACUUGUAAACUUUGUAUGAACCCUGCCAGUGCCAGGAAAUGCUUUGUAGUGUUACAGAUAAAAGGCUUUGCUGUACCCUCGGUCAGCAUUGCAGUAUGAGGUUCCCUAUAGGAGGGACGUACUGUAGUCAGCUGGCCAGCGUAAU
Messenger RNA from Myotis myotis, 1499 nucleotides. Its product is annotated as mediator of RNA polymerase II transcription subunit 27-like. Gene Ontology annotation, molecular function: transcription coactivator activity. The record is from RefSeq and is a predicted model, not a curated record. NCBI's taxonomy places the organism in Eukaryota, Metazoa, Chordata, Mammalia, Chiroptera, Vespertilionidae. Gene Ontology annotation, cellular component: mediator complex. Gene Ontology annotation, biological process: regulation of transcription by RNA polymerase II.